CCCUAGCUGCUUCUGUAAUUCUCAUUUUGCUCCGGCAUUCGCAGCUUCCUUCAGCCGCUCCCCCCUCAGCCCUCCAAAGUCCCGCGCUGCAGACUCAAGCUAGCGAAUCAUCAUGGGUCGUGUUCGUACCAAGACCGUGAAGAAGUCCUCCCGUCAAGUCAUCGAGCGUUACUACUCCAAGAUGACGCUGGAUUUCCACACCAACAAGAAGGUCCUCGGCGAGGUGUCCAUCAUCGCAUCCAAGAGGCUCAGGAACAAGAUCGCCGGGUUCUCCACCCAUCUCAUGAAACGGAUCCAGAAGGGCCCGGUUAGGGGUAUCUCGCUCAAGCUUCAAGAGGAGGAGAGAGAGCGCCGCAUGGACUUCGUCCCUGAUGAGUCCGCCAUCAAGACCGACAGGAUUGAGGUUGACAAGGAGACUAUUGAAUUGCUUAGCGUCAUGGGUAUGAGUGAAUUGCCUGGUAUUGUUCUCAAGGAGGAGCAGGCCGUCAUGUCCGCUCCGCCUAUGGCUUUUGGUGGUCGCGGUAGGAGAUAUUAAACGGUGGCGUUUUGAGUUUUGUUUAUUGGGCUUCUCCUCCUAUGUUCCAUCUCAAGUAACUUGUUGUUUUUUAGGCCUUACUUUAUUAUUAUUAUUAAAAGUGGUACCUGGACCUGUUUGGUUUUGUUAUUAUGGAAGUAUUUUAAGUUUUAUCGUUGGAACAAUUUCGAGAAUUUAGGAUAUUUUACUGGGAAUGCUGGAAUUUUUGUUAAGUUUUCUUGUCUCAUUUUACUCCUUUGGUGUGGUGGAUGACCUGAUGUUGCUUCGAUUUUGAGUUUCUUUAUCCGCCAUUAGUUUGUAGCCCCGUUGCUUUUUGUGCGAUUUUUGCUAAUCAUCCAAGGUUAAGAUCAGAUUAUUUGAUUAUUUUGCUGGAUAAAUUAUUGAGAAUUUGGCCUUGAGGUGAGGAGUUAGUUUAGUAAUGAUGUCAUUUGUUGGAAUGGUGUCAAUUUAGUAUUGCAUUUACUCCGAUCCUUGUGUUCUUCUACAGAUUGGUUCCCAUUUAACACAAAUCAAGCUGGUCUAGGCUAGCACUGGUUUUUUAGUUUUUGUUUGUGCUAGUUGUAACUAUUCUAGCUAGGCUUUCCCAGUAUUUGGUUAAUUUAUGCACAAGACAUGACACGGGGCUUUUGUUCCUGUGGAGUAAAUGGCAUAUUAGAAAGUCUUUGUCCAAAUUCCUUCUUGAGUGGAUUAGUACUCAAUCUUGGGGAAUUCUUCCAGGUUCUUCCUUUUUUGCUUAGUAUAUGAAGAAUAGUUUCUGUGGAGUCCGGCACAUUGAAGGUCUUUGUUCAAAUCCGUUCUUGAUUGGAUUAGUUCUCAAUCUUAGGAAAUUCUCCCAUGUUCUUUGUUUAUUGCUUAAUAUGAAGAAUAGAAUGCUUUUGGAUGAGUUCUCGAUCUAAGGGAUUUCUUACAGGUCAUAUAUUUGUGUGAUAAUGGCAGCCUAAUUUUAAGUUUGCAGUCUGCUAUCGACACGAAAACUGGUGCAUAUAUCAUAGAGUGAACUGUUGCUUUUCAUUUCCUU
Molecule: messenger RNA, 1553 nt
Organism: Oldenlandia corymbosa var. corymbosa
Lineage: Eukaryota; Viridiplantae; Streptophyta; Magnoliopsida; Gentianales; Rubiaceae
Source: the annotation of a GenBank genome assembly